This is a messenger RNA of Moesziomyces antarcticus, 3267 nucleotides long. RefSeq lists its product as uncharacterized. The record is from RefSeq and is a predicted model, not a curated record. NCBI's taxonomy places the organism in Eukaryota, Fungi, Basidiomycota, Ustilaginomycetes, Ustilaginales, Ustilaginaceae. The transcript is spliced from 2 exons. The coding region runs from base 1 to 3267 and encodes 1088 amino acids.
AUGCGGGUCGCACUGCUCUUUCUCUUCUGCCUGGCUUGCCUGGCGUUCACAGCUCAGGCGGCUCCGGAGUCGAUCAGCAAUGCACCUGCUCAGCACAAUCGCGAUCAAAGCUCGAGCAAGCGUUCGAAACAUCGAUCGAAACAUGAUCGCGAGGAUCGGUCGAAGCGUCGCCACCACAAAUCGCACAAGGGCAGCAAGCGCGAGCUGGCGCCCUUUGAUCGAGUAGCAGAGGAAGCAGCGUUCUUCGCGGAAAGAGGCAGGGGCGCUGAGACUGCGAUGGCAGACCACGAGCUGCGUCUGCGCAACAAAGUCGAGGAGAUGGAGAAGAAGCUGCGCGACAAGGAAAGAUCGAGGCAGCACGAAAUCGAGAUUGAAGAUUCCGUCCACGUCGCCAAGUAUGGCUCAAAGCCCACCAAAUUCCCCACCAUCACGAGGGUCAGUGGUGUGAUCGGCCUGUCCGCUGCGGUCCUCAACGUUUUCAAUCUUAUGUUCGCCGUCAAGACGACCACGCUAGCUUCCAGCCAGUUCAGCUCCCCCCCAUCGCCACCGACGUUGCUGGACACUGCUGCCCGCUGGGACGGCCACCAAUAUGUACUCUUGCCCGAGCCGAAGGAUCCGGACAAGGACUCUGCCGGAGGAUCCAAGAUGCAAGUCAGCGACAAGCCGGGCGACAAGUCGGCGAACACCAGCAACAAGCAAAAGCGCAUGGUCAAGCGUCGAGUUUCUCAGGCUCCCCCAACCUCGGUUCAUGGCGCCCAAGACCUGUCGAAGCGCUUCUGGGUCUCUGCCCUGGUCGGUAUGGGGCUGGGAGCUGCUCUCUCGCCUGGGUUGCCUUCUGCCGUCAGAGGCAAUGAGGACAAGGAUGCCAUCAAGCCUCCUUUCGAUCCGUACGACCCCAACAUCCUCAAGCCCAAGGACCCCUUGGCAGCGACCGCCGUGCAACCUAACGCGGACCUUUCGAGUGUUCUCCGUUCGGCUUCGGAUGCUAGCACUCCUGGCAGCAACCCGCCGAUUUCGAGCCAGAAUGGCAUGUCUUCGUCCGGAUACGUCUUCCCCGACACCAAUUAUGUCCAACAACAGCCCGUAUACAACACUGGCUACACCAGUGCCGAUGGUGCAACUUCACCCUCUGCUGAUGGUGCCCAGCCGGUGCUGCGCAAGCGAGACUGGAUCGAGGAGCGAAUUUCCAGGGUCAGCCAGUCCGAGGGCGCGUCGUCAAAGCGACUCGAGAAGCGAUUCCUCUUCACCGGUGGACCGGCCGGUAAGCUUGCCGGAGGCGUGGUUGCGGGAAGCGUGAUCCCCCUUCUCUUCAACGGCGUCACUCACGCAAGGUACCGCACCGAGAAUCCGCGCGAUCGACAGAUCCUCGAGGACUUGGACACCACUCCGACGUACGGUGCUGUGGGCGUUCCGGGUCGCCAUCCCGGUCAGCUCGCCGUCAAUGCCAUGCCUGGAUACCGUGAGUAUCUUGCUCGGCUCCAGGCGGAGCAGCAGAGGCAAAACCAGGCUGCCUUGCAGCAGCAGCAGCAGCAGGCUGCCGCCAUGACUGCGCAGAGCGAGGCUGCUGCUGCAGAUGGCGCGAGCGGUGCUGAGGCCGUCGCUGCGAGCGGCGAGCCGGUUCUGCGCAGACGCAGCGUGGCUGGCAAUGCCCUUGCCGGAAGCCACGAGGACGCUGCUGGACUCGAUAAGCGCGGUUGGGGAUCGGCACUGCCACUGGCGGGAAUCGGAAUCCUUCUUGGAUAUGCGCAGUCCAUGACAGCCUUCCCGCAGAACCGCGAAGAGGAACGCAACAAGAAGAAGAAGGAGGCUGCCGAGAAGCAAGAGGCCCAGAUGCAGGCUCAGGGCAUCGCCGGUGGUGACCCCUCCGCUAGUCCUCAGGGCAUGGGAGCCGCCAGUGGUAUGGCUUACCCUCCUUCGGGCGACGGGGUUGUCUUUCCUCAGACUCCUCAGUACUCGAGUGCUGGAGCUGACGGCAGUGCUCUGGCUCCUACCACGCAGUACAGCUCUUCGUAUGCCGGUUCCGGUGUGCAGAGUCAGCCCGACACGUCGGCUGUCAGUGCUGAGCUCAACGCCGCUGCGGGUGUCCAGUCAUCGAGUGGCAGUGGUGGCAGUGUGCUCAAGAAGCGAGACUCCCUGUCUGCGGCUGAUGUCGAUGCCACCAAGCUUGAGUCGCGCUCGCUCUCCAAGCGCGGCGGCUUCGGCAGCGCGCUCGCGAUCGGCGGAACGACGAUGAUGUUCGGCACACUGUUCGGUAACCUGUUUGUUGCGAACAAGCAGAAAAGCAAGCCAGUGCCGUUUGUGACGCCGAAUGCGGACACACGCGGACCCAUGAUCCCGGGCGGCGAGCUGUACACCGAAUUCCUCGAGGCCAAGCGACGCGGUCAGGUCGGCGGUGGCGGUGAUCAGGACGCGCUGAUCGGAGCGGGUGUCGCUGGCGGCACUCCUGCUUCAGUCGGCGCCAAUGCUAUCUCUGCCGGUGCCUCCGCUUCUGUCUAUGCCGGACAGAGCCAAGCUCCAGCCUAUGCCGGAACGGUUGACGGUACCGUCGGUACCGGUGGCACGGGUAGCGUCGCGGCAGCUGCCGGUUCAGCCAUGGCUGGUGAUGGCGGAGCGGUUCUGAAGAAGCGCGCCGUCCACGAGCAAGCGCAUCUCGAGCGACGACUCGCGGUUGCAGUCGAGGCGGUGGAAGCCGAAACCGCUGCUGCCUCUCUUCUGUCCAAGAGCGGUGUGCUUGCCGAAGCUGAGACGAGUGCUGCUGGUGCGCUGCGUGGAUCCAGCGGUGGCCUUGGCGGUCUGUCCCGCGCAUCGGGCAGUGCUGGUGGCCUUGCUCGUGGCGGCGCUGCUGCGGCCGAAGCUGGCGCAGGCGGUCUGGCACGCACUUCGGCGACGGCGGAGCGCGAAGUUGCCGAGUUUGGCUUCCGACCCCAAUCCAACGGACUCAAUGCCGCCCGACCUGCCAUGAUCUCGGACAUCGGCGCUUCAGGAAGGGCAGUGAACCCCGUUCUUCUCGAGGAGCUCGCUGGUAGGAGCGGAGCGGGUUCGGCGUCCGUCCGUGGGCUUACAGGCACCGCUGGCACAUCGAGCGCUCAAGAGGUCCUUGCAGCCGAACGCUCCAGAGCCGCUGAGCUCCAAGCCAUCAGCGAGGGAGGCGACGCAGUGGCUGAAGGGGCUGAAGGAGCGGCCAAGAAGAAGGGCGGCAUGGCAAAGGCCCUCGGCACAAUCGGCACCGCUGCUGGUGCAACUAUGACAUUCAGCGGCACUGGUUGA